AUGAGAUGCAGAUUGAAACUUCCAUUAGAUGAUCUUUCAUUUUUCUGUGAUGUUGAACUUAAAUCAUUAAAAGACUUUAACUUGGUUGAGUUGUUAGAAAAGUUAGAGGAUAAACUUGCAUUAGCAGAAGAGUUGGUGGAUGAAUUAGGACUCAUAGAAGAUG
Molecule: messenger RNA, 163 nt
Organism: Entrophospora sp. SA101
Lineage: Eukaryota; Fungi; Glomeromycota; Glomeromycetes; Entrophosporales; Entrophosporaceae
Source: the annotation of a GenBank genome assembly